Molecule: messenger RNA, 4740 nt
Organism: Magnolia sinica
Lineage: Eukaryota; Viridiplantae; Streptophyta; Magnoliopsida; Magnoliales; Magnoliaceae
Product: indole-3-acetaldehyde oxidase-like
Exons: 10
Molecular function (GO): oxidoreductase activity; iron ion binding; 2 iron, 2 sulfur cluster binding
Source: RefSeq, a predicted model, not a curated record
AAGGAGAUUUGAAAUGGGGAGAAAAGAAGAAAGUAAGAAGCUAGUGUUCGCAUUGAAUGGAAAGAGAUGGGAGGUCUCAAGCGUAGAAGAUUCAUCGAGUACUCUUCUUGAAUUCCUCAGGACUAAAACCCGUUACACAGGAGCUAAGCUUGGGUGUGGGGAAGGCGGUUGCGGAGCUUGCGUCGUUCUUCUGUCGAAGUAUGACCCUGUAAAGGACCAAGUUGAAGAGUUCACAGUGAACUCAUGCCUGACUCUUCUUUGCAGUAUAAAUGGCUGUUCAAUUACAACAACUGAAGGCCUUGGAAACAGCAAAGAUGGGUUCCAUUCAAUUCAUCAGAGGUUUUCGGGUUUCCAUGCUUCUCAGUGCGGCUUUUGUACUCCUGGCAUGUGCAUGUCUCUCUUUGCAGCACUUGCUAAUGCUGAAAAGACUGAAAGGCCUGCCCCUGCCGAUGGAUUUUCAAAGAUCACAGCAUCUGAAGCUGAGAAGGCUAUUGCAGGCAAUCUCUGCCGGUGCACAGGAUAUCGACCCAUUGCUGAUGCCUGCAAGAGCUUUGCAGCAGAUGUUGAUAUGGAGGACUUGGGUCUCAAUUCCUUCUGGAGAAAGGGGGAGAAUGCAGAUGCAAAAGUGAAUAGAUUGCCCUUUUAUAGUCGUGAAGGGAUCUGUACAUUUCCAGAAUUUCUGAAAAAUGAAAUCAAAGCAUCCAUGAAUGGUUUUACUGACUCGCCAGUGAAGUGUCCUAGUGAUUUUAUGUGUGCAAAACUGCAAGUUCCAGGUAAUUGGUAUAGCCCUGUUAGUGUUGAAGAGCUUCAAAACCUCUUGAAAUCCGAAGUAGCUGAGAAUGGAAACCAGGUGAAAUUGGUUGUUGGCAAUACAAGUGCCGGUAUUUAUCGAGAAGCAGUCGAAUAUGAUAAAUACAUCGAUCUAAGACAAAUUCCUGAGCUUUCAGUUAUAAGAAGGGACAACACAGGGAUUGAAAUUGGAGCUGCCUUGUCGAUUUCCAAGGCAAUCAGAAUAUUAAGGGAAGAGAUAGAGAGUCCUUCAAGGUCCAAUGAAAGACUGGUGUUCACGAAAAUUGCAGAUCAUAUGAAUAAGAUUGCAUCUCAAAACAUCCGAAAUACCGCAAGUUUGGGUGGUAAUAUAAUCAUGGCACAACGAAAUCCAUUCCCCUCGGAUAUCACUACCAUUCUUCUCGCAGCCGGUUCGUCUUUAAACAUCCAUACUGGUUCAGAAGCGGUAUUGCUUACAUUGGAGGAUUUUCUCCAAAGGCCUCCAUGUGAUCCGAAAACCUUACUUUUAAGCAUUCAAAUCCCAAGCUGGAAUUCUAUAGGAAACUCUUCAUCUGAUACCAAAUUUCUGUUUGAGACUUAUAGAGCCUCUCCACGUCCCCUUGGAAAUGCUGUGGCUUAUGUCAAUGCAGCUUUCUUAGCUACUGUUUCGACCCAAGAAAUGUCGGAAACUCUUGUUUUGGAAAAUCUAAGGCUGGUUUUUGGUGCUUACGGGACUAAGCAUGCAAUCAGAGCAAGGAAGGUUGAGGAAUUUUUAUCCGGGAAGUCCACUACUCCGGCUGUGCUGCUUGAGGCAAUCAGAAUACUUCGAGCAACCAUUGUACCUGCAGAAGGCACUUCCCAUGCUGCUUACAGAUCAAGUUUGGCAGUUGGGUUUCUCUUUGAUUUCCUUCGAACCUUUGUCAAAGCUCCGACGGGACCUGAAAAUGAUUUAUGGAUGAGGAUCUCCAAUGUUGUUGAUAGCACUGAAAUUCAAAAUGGUGGCAUCAAAGGAUAUUCGAAUGUUUUUGCAGAUGAGUCUUCUGAAAACGGUAAUCUCUCACACAGAAAAGACCAUCCGGAGAGACCAGUUCCGCUCUUAUCUGCAAAGCAAGUUAUAGAAAUCAGCAAAGAGCAUCAUCCAGUGGGUGAGCCUACUAAAAAAGUGGGGGCCGAGAUUCAAGCUUCUGGUGAAGCAGUGUAUGUAGAUGACAUUCCUGCUCCCAAGGAUUGCCUUUAUGGAGCGUUCAUCUAUAGCACAAGGCCUUUGGCACGUGUAAAGGGCAUUGGAUUCAAAUCUACAUCAGCAAGUGAAAGAAUCGUUAAGGUUAUUUCUGUUAAAGACAUUCCGCAAGGAGGAGUUAACAUAGGCUCUAUGUGUUCAUUUGGUGAAGAACCUCUAUUUGCCGAUGAUCUUACCCAGUUUGCCGGUCAACCUCUUGGUUUCGUGAUUGCAGAAACAUAGAGAUAUGCCAACAUGGCUGCUCAGCAAGCGACAGUUGAUUAUGACAUGGAAAGCCUGGAACCUCCCAUUUUAACUGUAGAAGAGGCUGUUGAAAGGUCCAGCUUUUUUGAGGUACCUCCUAUGGUUUCCCCAAAAACAGUUGGUGAUUUCUCGAAAGGAAUGGCAGAAGCAGAACAGAAGAUUCUCUCUGCCAAGAUUGAACUUGGAUCUCAAUACUAUUUCUAUAUGGAGACACAAACAACACUUGCUGUACCGGAUGAAGAUAACUGCAUGGUGGUGUACACUUCAACCCAGUGCCCUGAGCUCUCACACCGCGUAAUCGCAAAAUGCCUUGGCAUUCCUGACCAUAAUGUUCGUGUAAUUACAAGGAGGGUUGGUGGAGGAUUUGGUGGGAAGGCCUUUAGGGGUUUAGCUGUUGCGACUGCAUGUGCACUUGCAGCAUACAAGUUACGCCGCCCUGUCCGAACUUACCUUGAUCGAAAAACCGAUAUGAUAAUGGCUGGCGGACGGCAUCCAAUGAAGAUAAACUACUCCGUUGGUUUCAAGUCUGAUGGGCAGAUUACAGCUCUACAUACCGAUAUAUUACUCAAUGCAGGGAUAUCUGAAGAUAUAAGCCCAGUCAUGCCAUCGACCAUUGUGGGAGCAUUAAAGAAGUAUAAUUGGGGAGCUCUCUCUUUUGACAUUAAGGUCUGCAAGACAAAUCAUUCGACCAAGUCAGCCAUGCGGGCCCCGGGAGACUUACAAGGGGCCUACAUUGCCGAAGCUGUAAUCGAGCAUGUUGCUUCAGCUCUUUCCAUGGAGCCAGAUUUGGUUAGGAAAAGGAAUCUGCAUUCAUUUGAAAGCCUCCGGUUGUUUUAUGGAAAUAGCACUGGUGAACCCGCUGAGUAUACUUUACCUUCAAUUAUGGAUAAGUUGGCUGCAUCUGCAAGUUUCCAUCACAGGACCGAAAUAAUCAAGCAAUUCAAUGGUCAUAACAAAUGGAGGAAACGGGGCAUUUCUCGUGUACCCAUUGUGUAUGGAGUGCGGCUGAGACCGACACCGGGCAAAGUGAGCAUCCUCAAUGAUGGUUCAAUUGUCGUUGAAGUCGGAGGGAUUGAGUUAGGACAGGGCCUGUGGACAAAAGUGAAGCAGGUUACGGCAUUUGCCCUGGCUCAGCUAUUGAGUGAUGGAAAUCAAGAACUUCUAGAAAGAGUUCGAGUUAUUCAGAGCGAUACUUUGAGUCUAGUGCAAGGAGGAUGGACUGCUGGGAGCACCACGUCAGAGUCAAGUGGUGAAGCAGUUCGGGUUGCAUGCAAUAUCUUAGUUGAAAGGCUUAUGCCGCUCAAGGAAAGGUUGCAGGAGCAAAUGGGUGCAGUUUCCUGGGAUACUCUAAUCCUCCAGGCGAAUCUCCAAUCAGUGAACUUAUCAGCACAUACCUUAUGGGCCCCUGACUAUAGUUCCAUGGAAUAUCUAAAUUAUGGUGCUGCUGUAAGUGAGGUGGAGAUAGAUCUUCUUACAGGUGCUACCACGAUCUUGCGAACAGAUCUGAUCUAUGACUGUGGACAGAGCUUAAACCCUGCUGUGGAUUUAGGACAGAUUGAAGGAUCUUUUGUCCAAGGAGUUGGAUUUUUCAUGUUGGAAGAGUAUCUAACAAACUCCGAUGGGUUGGUGGUUUCGGACGGAACGUGGACAUACAAGGUUCCAACGAUUGACACAGUCCCCAAAGAAUUCAACGUCGAGAUACUUAACAGCGGCCAUCACAAAAAACGCCUGCUCUCUUCCAAAGCUUCUGGGGAGCCACCAUUGCUUCUAGCAGCCUCGAUUCAUUGUGCAACUAGACAAGCCAUCAAAGAAGCAAGGAAAGAGCUCCUUGCAACCAAGUGCUAUGAUCAUCCUUCUUUGACAUUCCAAAUGAAGGUCCCGGCAACCAUGCCAGUGGUCAAAGAGCUCUGUGGACUGGACAAUGUGGAGAGGUACUUAGAAACCAUGAUUUCUCACCAAUAAAUAUCGUUUUGCUCAUCUAUUUCUGUAUUCUCCAUAUGUGAAUAUAUGCUUAAUGAACUGCCAUAUAGACUUGUAAGUUGGUGAUAUACAAUGCUACAAGUGGGGCCUGCUGUUCGUGAUCCAACCGUUGAUAUGAUGGGCCUCAACAUGGAUGACCUAUGAAUUGAAAAUCCCUUCUAUUUGAAGAUCUUAGCUAUAGAAACAUUUGGCAUUUCCUUUUUCAAAUGCUUCUGUUUGUCAGACACAUUGAAGGGUAAGAACACUUCCAAUAAGCUGGGUUGUCCACAGUGGGCCCAUAAUAUCAGCAGUUUUGGAUCAAUAAACCCCCUCCUACAAAUUAAAUACCCAAAUGGUACUUUUACAAAUUUUCAGUCCAAGCAUUUAUAUGAUAUGUCUAUAUAAAGCUUGAGAAAAAUGUGGUGUAUGGAUUAUUUACAUGUAUGUAUGGAUUGUGGUUUGCUACAUUGAGUAAUCUGUCGGGCCCAAAGUAUUCUAUUAAGCGUUAUAGAGGAACCGGCUUCUUAUCA